This is a messenger RNA of Olea europaea var. sylvestris, 2664 nucleotides long. RefSeq names its product mitogen-activated protein kinase 15-like. The transcript is spliced from 10 exons. Gene Ontology annotation, biological process: intracellular signal transduction; protein phosphorylation. Lineage: Eukaryota; Viridiplantae; Streptophyta; Magnoliopsida; Lamiales; Oleaceae. Gene Ontology annotation, molecular function: MAP kinase activity; ATP binding. Gene Ontology annotation, cellular component: nucleus; cytoplasm. Bases 476 to 2158 code for a protein of 560 amino acids. The record is from RefSeq and is a predicted model, not a curated record.
CCGCACAAAAUUCUCCCACGUCUCUUUCUUAUAUCUAUCUUUAGAUCUCAAGCUAUACAUACGUACACACUCUCUGUGUUCAAUUUCUCAUUCCGUUUUUGGAAGAACGUUUAGGCAAAAUUUCACCGCCAAAUAUUUAGGAAAAAUCCCAUUUUCCAGCUAUAUUUUUGAGAAUCUUUAGCUCUUAUUAUUCUGUAACCCAUCAAAGAUUCCAUUUAAUAAUUAUAAAAAUAAGUUAUUUACACCCCCUCCUUUUUUUCUGUGCUACGACAUCAAAUCCGAGGCUUAAACUUGAUACCGAUUUCUGGUUUUGUUUAAAAUUAUCUACUUUGGGGAUUUUCUGAAGUUUCAUAGGUCUUUUAUCCAAAAAGUUUUGAGUUUUGGGUUGGAAAGUCAACAUUUUGUGGCUGUGUUGUGAUCUAACCUUUGUUGAUUGCUAAUAUUGAUUCAUUGUUUAGAUGCUUUCUGGAUAAAUAUGCAGCCCGAUCAGAGAAAAAAGGGGUCUGUGGAGGUAGAUUUCUUCACGCAAUAUGGUGAAGGAAGCAGAUAUAGAAUCGAUGAAGUGAUUGGUAAAGGUAGUUAUGGAGUUGUCUGCUCUGCAUACGACACUCAUCUUGGGGAAAAAGUUGCAAUUAAAAAGAUAAAUGACAUCUUUGAGCAUGUCUCUGAUGCAACACGUAUACUUCGGGAGAUUAAACUUCUUAGGCUUCUUCGACAUCCAGACAUUGUGGAAAUCAAGCAUAUUUUACUGCCUCCUUCUAGAAGGGAAUUCAAGGAUAUAUAUGUAGUUUUCGAACUAAUGGAAUCUGAUCUCCAUCAGGUCAUUAAAGCAAAUGAUGACUUGACUCCCGAACAUUACCAAUUCUUUCUUUAUCAGCUUCUUCGAGGCAUGAAGUACAUACACACAGCAAAUGUUUUUCACCGUGAUUUGAAGCCUAAAAAUAUUUUAGCAAAUGCUGACUGCAAACUUAAGAUCUGUGACUUUGGCUUGGCAAGAGUAGCCUUUAAUGACACUCCUACCGCUAUAUUUUGGACAGACUAUGUUGCAACAAGAUGGUAUCGGGCUCCUGAAUUAUGUGGAUCAUUUUUCUCGAAGUAUACACCUGCAAUUGAUAUAUGGAGCAUUGGUUGCAUAUUUGCCGAACUUUUGACCGGAAAACCUCUUUUUCCUGGAAAAAAUGUGGUUCAUCAAUUAGAUCUAAUGACUGAUGUGUUGGGUACUCCGCCACCAGAAACCAUUGCAAGGAUAAGAAAUGAAAAGGCCAGGAGAUACUUAAGCAGCUUGCGAAAGAAGAAGCCCGUUCCUUUCUCUCAUAAGUUUCCAAAUGCUGACCCCCUUGCUUUACGCUUAUUAGAAAGGAUGCUUGCCUUUGAUCCGAAGGAUCGACCAUCUGCGGAAGAGGCUCUUGCGGAUCCAUACUUCAGGAACUUGGCCAAAGUUGAGAGAGAACCUUCUGCACAACCGGUGACAAAAAUGGAAUUUGAGUUUGAAAGACGAAGGAUAACCAAGGACGAUGUGAGAGAGUUAAUAUACCGGGAGAUUCUUGAAUAUCAUCCGAAAAUGUUGAAAGAAUUCUUAGACGGAGCUGAGCCUACAGGCUUCAUGUAUCCAAGUGCUGUCGACAAAUUUAAGAAGCAAUUUGCAUAUUUGGAAGAGCAUUACGGAAAUGGAACUACUGGUCCACCUGAGAGGCAGCAUUCAUCAUCUUUGCCCAGGCCAUGUGUAUUACAUGCGGAUAAUUUGACACAGAAUUCGGCUGGUAUCUCAAAUGAUUUCUCCAAAUGUUCCAUUAAAGAAGUUGAGAAGCCGCAGGUGGACCGGAUGUCUGGAAUUCCGAGAUUUCCUCUCCAGGUUCCUCAAAACAUACCAGUAGGGGGUGCUGCAAGGCCUGGGAAGGUCGUCGGCUCUGUUUUACAUUACAACAAUAGUGCAGCAGCCGCAGCAGAGGCCAAUGAACAGCGAAAAAUGGUCAGGAGUCCUGCAAUGCCUGCACAGUACGUUGUUCCUGGCUCGAGUUACCCAAGAAAGUAUCCGGGCUGUAAGAAUGAAAGGGGAGAUGGUACUGAAGGAUCCAAUGGUGCCCAACCGAAACCCGACAUGUACAUGGCCAGAAAAGUAGCAGCUGCUCAAGGCGGGUCAGGAAGUCACUGGUAUUAACUUCAUGAUACUCUGGUCGACUGGGAUGGACACGCUUUGAUGGUUGGCUCAUAACCCGAGCGCUUGAUCGACUGUAAACCCAUCUCGUGUAUGACAGAUUUUAACAUUCCUGUAUUCCUAACAGGAGGGCUAAAAUAAUCGAACUACUUGACUAACAUUAUACAGUUCAUAUCAAUGUUUCCGAAUAUGUGAAGACUGCAUGGAUUCUCAUCCAUGAUUAUUCUUUGGAGAUUCAAGAUUGAAAUGGCAGAUUUGUAGGACGAUGUAAAGCUGAGGAAGUGACCUAAAAAAAAGCUAAUCUUGUGUUACGUGCCUGUAUUAUUUUGUGACUCUGAACUCGGGUUGGACACAGCGAAGACUCAUAGUCUGAGAUAAGGUUUUGCUGUAUUGACAACGUUGCCGAUUUCAUUUGUCUAAACAUUUUGUUCCCGUAGCUGUAUAACUACUAAAGCUGUUAUUGGACGAUAACUUUUAAGAUGAAAUUGUAUGAUAAUGUGGUUCUCGUA